GACCGUGUAGCGUUGUUUUUGUAUUGGUUUCUCAUCGCACAAAUAACGGUUUUCAAGGACUUCGGCGCUUAGAGGUAUUAGUCGACAGGAGAACCGUUUCAUUUUCGUAUGUGACGGUUCGCUUGAUGCGCAGACUCCUGAGGCUACUUCAUCCGCGCAUCCCUGACAUCCAGCCCAACAUCCUCCACUUUUUGAUUUCGGACUGUUUGUGAAGAUGAAUUUAGCGUCCACAGUGGAAGGGCGCAGGAGUACCAGAGGAUGGUGGCCGAGAGGGACAAAGAGAUCCAGUUACUGGAGCGUCGAUCCGGUCUCCUGGAGGAUGAAUUGCGGCUUUUCCGCAGACAAGGAUGCGCCUGCAGGAUGUUUGCGGAUGAACACGACGGCCUGGUCAGAUCGGAAAUAAUACAGGAAUUCACAAAGGAGGAGGAAAGCAACUUUGGGUCCAGCAGCAACGAUAACCACAUUACCACAGAGCAAGAGUGUGAGAUGGGCAUCUCAUUGGGCUUUUUAGCAAGACCUCCUUCACAAAUCUCCCAAAGUCACAUGCCGGCUCCUUCUUCAUCUCCCCCCAACUCAGGCACUGAACAGACCUGCACCUCCCACUCCUCUCAAACCUCAGUUGUAUCAAACAGCACUAUAAACUGUGCCCCAUCACCCAAGCGGAUGGUUAAGGAGGAGCCAUGUGAUAUUGAUUCAGUCUUAAUCAAUUGGGAAGUGAGUGAACAGCGGUUUGAGGACCACCCGGAGAGCAUAAGCGCUUCAUGUGGGGAAAAAGACGGUCCCCUUUUAAAAGGUAGCUGUCUAAACAGAGAGAGGCUACGAAAGUACAGGGAGAAGAUGUAUGCAGAUCCAGCCAAACACUGUGAAUACAAGCAACAACAGUUCUCAAAUAAGAGGAGCGUACCAAUGUCAGAGCUGACAGAAGAGGCCCAGACGUUGAAGCGGGCAGCCUGGAGAGCAGCCUCCAGACGGUAUUACGCCCGCAAGGUGGCCCGUCAACAGGGGGCCCCCAUGCAACCCGGCCCUUUUCCCCAGAAUAGCAGCCCACUGUGUUUGCCACGGGUUGCUUUUCGAGAAAAGAGAAGGAAGACUCUUAUAUCUGAGCUGCCUGCAGAAACACAGACCAUGCAGAGGGAGGCGUGGAGAGUGGCGUCCCGGAGGUACUACGCUCGAAAAGUGGCGCGCCUCCAUGCAGACCCAGCACCAUUCUCUCUCCUGAUGCCGAACACAGAGACGUGUGGAGAGAUCAUCGAAACCAACCAGGGUGACUCCCAGGCUAACAUGAGCGGACUUGGAGGUACUAUGUGUAGCUAA
This is a messenger RNA of Lampris incognitus (smalleye Pacific opah), 1314 nucleotides long. RefSeq lists its product as uncharacterized. The coding region runs from base 259 to 1314 and encodes 351 amino acids. Lineage: Eukaryota; Metazoa; Chordata; Actinopteri; Lampriformes; Lampridae. The record is from RefSeq and is a predicted model, not a curated record. The transcript has 5 exons.